Molecule: messenger RNA, 738 nt
Organism: Drosophila ficusphila
Lineage: Eukaryota; Metazoa; Arthropoda; Insecta; Diptera; Drosophilidae
Product: prisilkin-39
Exons: 1
Coding region: 7-738 (243 amino acids)
Source: RefSeq, a predicted model, not a curated record
UACGGAAUGAUUUUACCCGCGCGCUUGGCUCUGCUGAGCCUUCUUUUUUUGGUGGUCCAUGGACAGAGGAGUAGGUCCAAAACGGAUCGUCCGCAGGGCAGGACUCUGGGAUUAUUAACGCCUCUGUUGCUGGGAGGUGGAGGUCCCCUCUUUGAUGUUCCCCUGGCUGCAGGACCACCCAUUCGUCCAGGAGGAUCAUCUUCUGCUGGCACCCAAUCGGACCCUUCGGAUUCUGGAUACGGAUACGGUGGUGGUUAUCCUAGUUAUGGAUAUAGACCAUAUAGUUACGGAUACCGACCCAACUAUGGAUAUGGUUACAACUAUGGAUAUCCGGGCUAUGGUUAUGGUUAUGCGCAGAACUACUACAGACCCAGUUACUACAACUACGGAUACCAAAGACCACCGCCUUACUACGGUUACAGGCCAAAUUACAGUUCCGUUGGAGUUGGAUCCUCCUCCGGUUAUCCUUCAUCAGGAAGUUAUGGAAGUGCAGCUACGAGUUCUCCUGCUUUUAGUCCCUCAACUUCGGCAGCUUCAACUGGAGCAGUUUCGGGAUCUGGAGCUGGUAAUCCCCAGCUUUCCACCGCCCAACAGGCCCAGUUAGCUGGUCUUUUGGGCCAGGCUCUUGGAAGUAGUCUACGCCCCCUGCUCGCAAAUGGGGGCGGGGCAGCUGGAGCUUCAGGAGCGGGUGGAAAUUCCCAAGCGCUGAGCGGUUUACUUAGUUUGCUAACCGGGUAG